UAAUGUUGAAUCGCGUUGUCAACAUCAGUCUCGGCCCAUUUUAAUCAGGACAAUGCCACCUUAUUGUUGAUCUCGGCACCGUCAUCAAUCUUUCGAUUUUACCCUCCCAGUAUCCGUUACAGUCCUGCACAUGCGUACUUAAUAGACGCCAAUUAAGUUCGUUUCAGAAGUACUGGCCGGACAAUAGCGAUGGCGGCAGGUCCUUGCAGGCACCAUUGGAGCUCCUGUCUGCCUUCUCCCACACUCCUACCAUGCGGAGUUUACAGGGCCAUGUGUGUGUUUAGAGUGUAGCCCACUCAGCGGCUAGUCAGAGUAGCAUUGUGGUUGUGUUGGGGAAAUGGUACCCAGGAGCUCGCAGGUUGCGGCAUUCGGAAAGGGCUGAAGCAGUAGACACCAAGUAUGCAAAACUGAUCUGGACUUCUUGGACACUUCUUGCAGAUAGGUCUUUUAAUUAGUUCUUGAGGGUAGGGAUGCUGAAGACCUUCGUCACUUGCAAAUGAGGUUCAGCUUGUGAUGGGGCAGAUGACUUACGGAUAGUUUCAAGAAUACCGCAGUUGUAGAGUAGUGUCCUCGUCUUGCAGGAACCCUGCGUCUGGUUCGAGAGCUUGCCGAACUCGCUCUUCGCAAAGGUUAUUGGAUGUUACAGGCCUGCCUACUGUAUGGCUCGCAUCCUUUCCACAAUGAGCCUCUCGGCUGGCCUGAUCUCAAUGUCAGUGUUCACAUUAGUGCUGCAAUUAAACGCCCAGCCAGGGUUUAUCAACAUCGAUUGUGGUGCCAAUGCCCCAAACCACGACACGUCUAUCAACAUGACAUGGACGACAGACUCGGAGUACACGACCGCUGGGAUUAACGCUGUGGAUGAGAGUGAAACUGCCUUCUUCUACAUCCCCGCGCACACACAGAACACUAUUCGGAAGUUUCCAGGACCUCGUAACAAGAGUUGCUACAUGCUGCCAGUUGUGAGAAAUAAAACGUACCUUGUUCGCGCGGGUUUCAUCCCUCAAAACCCACCUCCGGAGUUCGACAUUUUUAUUGAAGCCACUAGGAUUAAAACUGUCGACUCGUUCAAUGGCGAUGUCGUGGAGGUAGUGCUCAAAGCGACCCGUGACGACAUGUAUGUUUGCCUGGUGCGGACUGAUCCAUCAGAUGUCCCCUAUAUUUCGUCCCUAGAGCUUCGACCUCUGGAUCCAGGCAUGUAUGCCUUGGUAGAGAAAGGGUACUAUUUGCUUCGCAUGGACCGCAAAAACUUUGGUGCCGACAAGCUGUCGAUUGUAAGAUACCCGGAUGACCCAUUUGACAGAAUAUGGCUGGGCGAGAAUGCUCCCGGUACAACGAUCAACACAACCCAGCCAGUAGCGCCGGGCUCCGCAUCCAACAAGCCUCCCAUGGCUGUCAUGAUGUCGGCAAAACUUUUGAGGGGAUCCCAAUACCCUCCUUGGCUUGCUAACGUUGACUACUACGUAGUGCUUUAUUUUGCCGAAAUAGACGCGAGAAUGAACUCAACUUCCCGCCGAUUCGAUGUUUCGCUCGACAGCAAACCAUGGGUUGUGGACUUCAGCAUUCUGCUUGCGUCUGGUUCCAGUGGUUUAUUCACGACACUACAAGUUGAGAAAACGUAUGCAGCUAUUGCACAGGUCACGAAUCUUACAUUCAACCCUUGUGUCGACUCUACCGGACUUCCAAUGCUGAAUGCUUACGAGUCGUACCAAAUAUUUGAGGAGGUGCAAGGGCGAACUUUCUUGCCUGAUGCCAUGGCAAUCGAGAACAUAAAGCAACAGUACAAUCUGAGUGACUGGAGUGGUGAUCCCUGUUUUCCUUAUCCUUACAAUUGGCUCGCUUGCACGCUGGACUCAAGUGGCCCCCGCAUCUCCACUUUGAACCUGGCAAGCAUGAAUCUGUCUGGCCCCAUUGCGACCAGUAUUGCCAACCUCACAGCGGUGACCACCAUAUGGAUGAGCAACAAUCUCCUGAGUGGACCAAUACCAGAUCUCAGCCAGAUGAAGAGUCUCUCUCACUUGGGCCUGCAACACAACUCUCUUACGGGAGAAAUUCCGCAAUGGCUUGUUGAUUUACCAAUGUUGCAGGAGCUGUUUCUUCAAGAUAACCAUCUGGAAGGGAGUGUACCCAAGUUUGGCAACAAGCAAUUGAUAAUGAACAUUUCUGGGAAUGACAUACUUUGCGAAGGCUAUCAUUCGUGUGAGGAAAUCUCAGAUAGGACAUCAGCAUACAGGAAGUCGCACGUCCUGUCUAUUGUAGUCGAAACUCUUGGAUGCCUCUUGGUCUUGAUGGCCAUCUAUGUUAUCUACCGUUUGAGCCGAAACAGAUGCAAUCGCCAUAUGGAAUCAGGAAAGAAAAUGGACAAGCAGCACAGUUUCCAAAACCACACCCAAGUGUUUAGUCUUCGAGAGCUACGGGUCGCUAGCAAGAAUUUUAGCAAGAAGAUAGGAGAAGGUGGAUUUGGUCCCGUAUAUUAUGGCAAAUUGGCAGACGGUCAAGAAGUGGCAAUUAAGGUUUCAAAUGGAAUCUCUAAACAAGGACAAUCUGAAUUUUUUACUGAGGUGGACUUGCUGUCACGAAUUCACCAUAAGAAUCUCGUCUCUUUGAUUGGUUAUUGCCAAGAGAAAGACAACCAAACGCUGAUCUAUGAGUACUUUCCCAAUGGAAGCCUGCGGGAUCAUCUUUACGGCCCAUCUGCAACGACUCCUUUGAGCUGGAAUACUCGAGUGCAUAUUGCCCUAGAUGCUGCACAAGGUUUGGAGUAUCUGCACUUGGCAUGCCGACCUAAUAUUAUCCAUCGAGACGUGAAGAGCAGCAACAUUCUGCUGACCGAUCGUAUGGAAGCGAAAGUUUCAGAUUUUGGUCUGUCCAAGCUCGCCCUCCAAGCUGAAGGCGUCUCGCACAUCUCAACUCUCGUUAAGGGAACUGCAGGCUACCUUGACCCAGAAUACUAUAUCUCCCAGAAGCUGACUGUGAAGAGUGACGUUUAUAGUUUUGGUGUGGUCUUAUUGGAGCUUGUUUGUGGACGACCGCCAAUUAGCAUGUCCCUUUCCAAUCCCAACAAAAAAUUGAGCAUCACUGAAGUGGUGAGGCCGCACCUGCAAGCUGGGAACCUGCAAGAAAUCGUCGAUCCAGAUCUACGAUCGGACUUCAGCCUGGAGAGCAUGUGGAAGGUUAUUGAGAUCGCAAUGACCAGCGUGGAGCCCAAGGAGAACCACAGGCCCAACAUGCAAGAAGUCGUCCAAGAGCUGCGGGAGGCAGCCGCCAUCGAGCAACAACGGUCAGCGAAGGUUGGACUCCGUUCAGAUGGGCGACAAUCAAACGCUUCCGAGGUCACAGCCAGAGGUGACGCAUUCACGGACACCUCUCAAGAGUCUAUGGGCUCCCGUUACUCCUUGCCGUCUCCUAGAUAAUAACACCUAGUUCUCCUCGUACCAUGGAACUGUUGCUCAUUACAUACCCACACACACACAUCCAUAUAUAUACAUAUAGUUGCAGCACAUUUAUCUUAGAAUAUUUCUUAUGCACCCAAACAGGUCCUCCCUGUCUAAAAUUUUGACGUUCUGAUUCGAGAGGCGUAGUUUCGACCAGACUUUCGAUGAAGAGAUUAAGGAUGUGGAAACAUGGAAGCACCAGCAGCAUGUAUUCGGACUGACUAGCGAGGCAGCCUGAUGAAAUUCUUGAAGUUUAGAAAUUCUAUUACCAAGUUUCGAAUCUCCUGAGAUACAUGCGAGAUGAGGGGAUUCGACAGUGCAGUGUUAUCCUGAGAUCACGUCUAUGCUACCCAAACUUCGCAAUGCAUGCACCCACAAAGCAUAGCGAUUGCUUAUACUUCACCGAGAGUACUGCAUUUAAGUUUUUUGUAUCUCUACCCUUGUGACUUUAAUGUACAGAUUCCACUGUCAAAUGCAAA
This is a messenger RNA of Physcomitrium patens, 3910 nucleotides long. RefSeq names its product putative LRR receptor-like serine/threonine-protein kinase At1g67720. The record is from RefSeq and is a predicted model, not a curated record. NCBI's taxonomy places the organism in Eukaryota, Viridiplantae, Streptophyta, Bryopsida, Funariales, Funariaceae. Gene Ontology annotation, biological process: protein phosphorylation. Gene Ontology annotation, molecular function: protein kinase activity; ATP binding; protein binding.